AAAUUUAUUGCUGGUUUGAUAUUCCAGCAUUAUUUUGACUAGUGUCUAGUGAAAUGGAAUUGGAACGAAGAGAUCACUUGAAGAACGUUACAAAGUAUGGUUAAUUACAAAUGAAAACGCAUAUCAAUACUCAACAGAACGCGUGUAGCGAACAUUAUAUACAUUAUAUCUUCCUUGAUCCGUAAAAGAUAAACGCACCGGUAAUUUUUCCUUUUGAGAUCGUUCUGUGGGUGCAUGUUGCAGUUUGCAGUCCUUGCCAAUGACAUUGUGUUUUAUGUGAGACCCUCAGUCGGUGGCCAGCCGUGGCACAGAACGGUUGGUAUCACAAUGUACGUACGCGCGUCUGCAGUGAAAGUUCCCUAGUCUGCGAAAUGUUGAUCGCGAUCGCUUUCCUGUUUGUGUAGGCGAUAUGGACAGGAGGCAGCUACGGCGCGGACUACGCGACCGCCUGCGCCAGGUCUGGGCGCUCGCACCGAGGCAGGAUGCCGCAGGUUGCUCCCUGCGACCUCAGCAAACAUAACUACUGCACCGCACCUGGGACCAGCUACCCUUGGAACGCAAUACGAAGAUUUGUGAGAGAAAAUCAGGGUCUGAUGAAACGCAUGUACGGUGAAGAACGACACAUAUCAAUCUUAAAAUCUGAACUAGAAAACUACAUUGAAGACGACUACGAAGAACCUCUAUUGAAACAGUCAGGCUUCGCCGAAGACAUCGUCAAGGCUAAAAUGAUGUACACUAAAACAAGUCAAGGACGUGCCAUGAAAGAUCGACCCUACUUUCGUCCUAUUAAUAGCGAAAAGACAAAAAAGACGGAAAAUGACACUCUUAAAGUGAAACCUUUAGAAGUAAUCGAGAAUAAAACAAUACAUAAUGAUGAUUCUAAUAGAACUGAAUCCAAUAAUGAUGAAGGUCUUUCAUAUAAAACCAAACUGGAGAGCAUAGCUAACAUUGAAAUCAAUAACUUAGACCAAGAAAUUAUUACUCUAGAAGCGGUAAUAAAACAGAGCAUUGAAACGCACAGCAUAUACCCGAAAUCUUCUACAGAUAUUGAUGCAAUAGACGAGAAGAAUACAACCGAUAUUUCAAACGCCACGUCCGCAGAUUUUAUCAACACAACUGAUGUUAUCACAGAUAAAUUAGAAGAAACAACAGAAUCUGGAAAAGAUGGAUGGAAUCCAAUGAACGUUGAUACUUCUACUUUACCCCCAACAUUACUUUUUUCUGAGCACGAGAGGAUAAAAAUCGAGAAGAAUGAAAAUAAAAUUAAUGAGAAAAAAGAUGAGGUGAGAGUGAAGCCACAGCACCAAGAGGGAGCCAGACCUGCAGUCAUUAAGCUUGGCGGAGCCAACGCGUGUGAAUCCACUGAGACUCUAACAGCGCCGUUCUGGGCCAACAGCACCAGAGGGGAAGUAUUAGCAUUACUGAAUAUGCACCCGUUUGAGCAGUACAUACACAUGGAGACCUGCUUGCAUGAACGGAAACAGAUGUACUGCAGAGAAGGAUGCAGAUGUGAGCAACAAUACCGUCUCCACCGUCUCUUGGCGUAUGACCCUCGUAACGAAUGCAGAGGAAUCUUCGCGGACUGGUUUAGGUUUCCGACCUGCUGCGUUUGCAAGUGCUACGACGUGCCGGUCGAGUUCCGAGCUCGAUCGCCUCGGAUCCUGCAUCCUCAGUACGACGAAAAAGUCAAGAGAGUCAUUUUUGAAGACGUCGCCAGAGACUGGUACAUGUCCGCUUAUGAUGAUGAGGAUUUCCUUUGAGAUUUGUAUAUCCUGCCUUCAAGACUGAUUCAGCGGUUAACAGUAAUCUAAGAACCCACCUAAGAAAUAUAUUUAUUAAAAAAUUAUU
This is a messenger RNA of Bombyx mandarina (wild silkworm), 1848 nucleotides long. RefSeq names its product Spaetzle domain-containing protein 4 (gene spz4). The record is from RefSeq and is a predicted model, not a curated record. Gene Ontology annotation, molecular function: growth factor activity; Toll binding. NCBI's taxonomy places the organism in Eukaryota, Metazoa, Arthropoda, Insecta, Lepidoptera, Bombycidae. Gene Ontology annotation, cellular component: extracellular region. Gene Ontology annotation, biological process: central nervous system formation; innate immune response.